AUGAGUGAGCCAACUCCAAAGGCACAGCCAAGCGCGCCAGCCGGCAACCGUCGCAGGAGCUCCGGCUUCAUGCCCUCCUUCGAGGGGCUCCAGCAGCAGAAGAAUAAUUCGGAUGCGGCGCGUCGACAGAGCAUGUCGGACCAGCAGGCCAAGGGCGGCAUGUUGAGCCAGUUCUUCCACAAGUACGUCGUCCAUGCCAUUGAUGACUGGCAGGCAUCGUUGCCCCCCUUCCAGCACAUCACCAUCACCAUCACAUCACCAUCACCAUCAUUCCCAUCUUCAUCCCCCCCAUUACCAUUCCCGUCCCCAUCACCAACUUCGUCCCAUCUGCGUCCCGACCGAGCACGCGCCGUUCCUAACACAGCAAUCUGCAGCAAUUUUGGUCGCAACACCAAAUAA
Molecule: messenger RNA, 399 nt
Organism: Drechmeria coniospora
Lineage: Eukaryota; Fungi; Ascomycota; Sordariomycetes; Hypocreales; Ophiocordycipitaceae
Exons: 2
Coding region: 1-399 (132 amino acids)
Source: RefSeq, a predicted model, not a curated record